Frankliniella occidentalis (western flower thrips) is the source of this 2902-nucleotide messenger RNA. RefSeq names its product cholinesterase 1-like. The record is from RefSeq and is a predicted model, not a curated record. Bases 94 to 1968 code for a protein of 624 amino acids. Lineage: Eukaryota; Metazoa; Arthropoda; Insecta; Thysanoptera; Thripidae. The transcript is spliced from 9 exons.
ACGGACGCCUCCCCGGGCCGCGAGGCGCGUCUUCGGCAUGUCCGGCUCGGCGGUGCGUAGUGAACACUCACCCCCGGCCCGGACUCGACCACCAUGGGCGCAGUCUGCUCGACCCUCAUGGCCCGCAGCCCUGAGGCCGAGGCCCUGCCCGACGAGAGAUCCCUCUCAACAGUGGAGAUAUAUUCCCUGGAGGUGACCCUGCCGCACGGCGGCGUGCUCCGCGGCCGCGAGGUGCAGCAGAACGCGGCGCCGCCCUUCCAGGCCUUCCUCGGCGUGCCGUUCGCGCGCCCUCCCCUGGGCCGCCUGCGCUUCCAGCCGCCGCAGCCCGCCGAGCCCUGGGCCGGGGUGCUGCCGGCCGAGCAGGAGAGGCCGCCCCCGCUGCAGAUCGACUACUACCUGAAGAAGGUGGUCGGCUCCGAGGACUGCCUGUACCUCAACGUGUACCGGCCGCCGGGCACCGAGGCCAGCAGUAGGAAGCCCGUGCUGGUGUACUUCCACUACGGCAUGUGGAGCCUCAACAACUCCUCCAUGAACGAGGUGGGGCCGGAACUGUUCGUCGCCAAGGACAUCGUCGUGGUCGUCAUCAACUACAGGCUACUGGCCUUCGGCUUCAUGUCGCUCAACACGCCGCUCGCCCCCGGCAACAUGGGCCUCAAGGACGCGGUGCUCGGCAUGCGCUGGGUGCGCGAGAACAUCGCGGCCUUCGGCGGCGACCCGGAGCGCGUCACCGCGUUCGGCUUCUGCAUCGGCGCGUACAUCGCGCACACCCUGCAGUUCGUCGAGGCGGCCAAGGGCACCUUCCAGCGGAGCAUGAUCUUCAGCGGGGCGAUGAACAACACCUGGUACGGCGCGCUGCCGGGCGAAGUGCUGCGGGAGCGGACCUUGAAGCUCGCCCGCAUCCUGGGCUGUGACGAGAAGGCCAGCGACGAGGAGGUGUUCGAGUUCCUCCAGAGCGUGCCGGCCAUGGAGCUCUUCGGCAAGUCCUGGGACUGCAUGGCCAGCCCGCCGCCCGCCGACCGCGCCAACCCGCCCUUCUUGCCCGUGAUCGACGGGCACUGCGUCGCGAGGCCCGAGGACGCCGUGUUCCCUGCGCACCCUUUCAAGAUGCUCCGCGACGGCAUGCAGGUCUCCCCCGUGCCCACCAUGUUCAGCCUCGCCCGCGACGACGGCCACGUGAUCCGGGGCGAUACGAAGCUCUGGACAGGGAAUCGGGUCGACGAGGACAAACUGGACGACCACUACGCCAAGCUGGACCGCUCGCUCCCGUACGACCUCGACCUGGAGCUGGGGACCCCCGAGCGAGCGGCCGUCACCCGGGAGGUGCGGCAGCUCUACUUCGACAACAAGAGGCACCCCACCAUGCACCAAAUGUACACUUACCUGGGCGACGUCUUCAGCGGCAUGCCCGUGGUGCGGGCGGCCCGCCUCCACGCCGCCCACCCGGCCGCGCCGCCCACCUACCUCAUGAACUUCGCCGUCGAGAGCAGCUUCUUCAACCGCAGCAGGGUCAAGUACGGCAAGUGCAUCGUGCCAGGCCUGGUGGUGCACGCCGACGACAUGUCGUACUACUUCGGGGCGGGCGCCGAGCCCCAGGGCCCGGGGCCGGAGCCCGAGCUGGCGCACGACAGCCUGGAGGCGGUGACCAGGAGACGGAUGAUGGCCUUCCUGUCCAACUUCAUCAAAUACGGUGAUCCCACCCCCGAGGACGAGCCCGAGCCCGAGCUCCGCGGCCUCCGGUGGCCGCGCCUGCCCGCGUCCUCGAGGGCGCCCUACCCGGCCCUGUCCUUCACCGCCCACCCCUCCGUCGAGUGGGAGAUCUACGGGGCGCGGGCGCGCUUCUGGCAGGACGUGUACGAGCGGCACUUCACCGACGGCGACACGGCCGUCUCCAGGGCGCCGCCGAGCUACACCGACCCGGACGAGCGGGAGGACGGCGGCAAGGCCUACUCGAGGGGCAUCUUCGCCUGAAGGAGGAACGCGCAAGAAAAGCGGCGCCACUUCUCCCUCUCCCUCUGUGUGUGUGUGUGUGUGUGUGUGCUGGCGUGUGUGCUUGCGUGUGUGUCACGCGCGCGCGCGCGCGUGUGUGUGUACUGCUUAAUCCGGGCUCGAAUCGAUCCGCUCGAUGGCAUUUCUCUGCUUCGGGACAUAAUAUUGCCCCUUCACCCCGCGCCGCUACUGUGUGGGGGCGAGAGCGCUUUUCAUCUUGAUAAGUAGGCGGCCAGGCCGGCGAAAGCCGAGGGGAAAGCCGAGGCGAAAGCCCUGGCCCUGGCCUUCACCUUGUGUCGCCCUUGCUUUGUCGCGGGUCCACCACACCGCACAAUCUGUCUGUUUUCCCCUUAAUGUUUUACGUGUGACGUAAGUGUGUGACGUUACAUUAGAAAGUGAACUAUUUUUUGACCUUGUACGCCACAAGUUGAUGCUUUGUUUGAACUUGAACCGAACUGCCGAAAUCGGAGUGCUAUCGUUUCGAUAUCGCCAUCCCUCACUGGGACGAGAAGGUUGCAUAUGGGUACCCCUCUCGCGGGGAGGGUGGAGAAGUGGCGGGCUCAAAGCUCGCAGGACAGCCGAAUGGUCUGUUCUGUUCUUUCACCGGCGUUAUUAGGGUUCGGAGAGCAGACAAAACAAAGUCAUGUGCAGCGUGCGGCCGGGUGGCGCGAGGCGGGGGCGAUAACGGAGAUAAGAAAGUCUGCCGCGGUAGUUUUGGGUAGUUUUGUGUCGUUAGAGAAGGAAAUGGGAAGGAGCGCCGUGUAAUGAGAUGCAAAGUGACACCCUCUACCUCCUCAGCCCCACCAACGGAAUCUCGUUCAUAAAAUGUGUCAAAGAUAGAGAUUGUCUCACUCUGAACAGAAUUGUGUAUACUGCGCGUGAGGACAAAAGAAAAGAAAAAUCUGGAAUUUUGUGA